UUGAAUGUUAUUGACUUUUGGAAAGCAAAGUUUAAUAAAAGUACGUAUUUUAAAACCCUCGAAAAAUGUCUAAGAAGGAUCCAAAUGAUCGCAACGAGAGAAAGUUGGAUUCUGGCGACUACGAGAACCUUAUAUCUCAGCACAGCAUUUUCGAAUCGUCCAAGCCUAGGCAUCAUGAACUACCGAGUUUUCCAGGUUUUUCUAACGCUGAAACUCAAACAAAACAAAGUGAUUUAAAAACUCAGGGACUUCAAAGUAGCCUUGGACCAUGGCACUACAAUCCAUGGUGGAUGUUAGCGAGCACUUCGAGAAGUGUUCCGUCUCAAGAUGAUUACUCAGACAGUGACCAAGCUAAAGUAAAGCAAGAGCCUAGUAGGGCCGGUACUCCAGAUCGUGAUCCAUUACAGAAUGACUUAGAACAAUUACAAUCUACAUCAACAGCUCCAGUGGGUCUAGACUCAUUUUGUGACGAUUGUUCAGACCCAUUCUGUGAUUCUAGUGUGGGAAUGUGUCGUAAACUAUUUCACUGCCCUCAUUGUAGAAAGAGCUAUCCCACAAUUCUUGAAUUCAACACACACUUAACAGGAGUGCAUCCAGCCCAAAAACCAUUCAGAUGUCAAAUCUGUCUGGAACCAUUUUAUAAAAAAUCACAUUUACGAAGACAUUUAGACUCACACCACACUCGUAAAGAUGUAAACAAAUGUUCAGUGUGCUCAAAAUAUAUAAAAGAUAAAAGUAACUUACGUAAACAUAUGCAAGUCCACACAGGACGGGUUCCUCAAAAACAAUUCAAAUGUGACUUGUGUAACAAUAAGCGUUAUAUGUCUCUCGAUAGACUCAAUAAUCACAAAGUAGUAUGCACAGGAGAGAAAGUACUGAAGUACUGCGAUAUGUGCACCAAAGUGUUCGACAAUUCAAGAUCUUUGAAUAGCCACAAGAAGGUACAUGCAAGGGAGCUAAAAUGUGAAAUCUGUGGUGAACAGCUACGCUCUUUAGAGCAAUUUAACAACCAUAAGAUGAUUUGUUUAGGAGGUUCACAAGAAGCUGGUAGUAGUGGUGCAGCAAAUACUGCAGGAGCUCAGUUAAGCCGUUGUUGUACACAGCCAGGACUGUGCGAACAUGACAAACCAGCGUAUUUGAACAUACCCAGCUAUGCUGCUGGUCGUGUUCUUGAUGCUACUAUGUCAUCUCUUAAAUCUGAAAUGAACUGAUGACAUAUUUUAUGUCAAAACUUUACUAAUUGUAAACACAAGUUAUUCUGAUUUAAUUUUUUACAGAUUACAAAAUGGUUAAAUCAAUGACAGUAAUAAUUUACACAUUUGAGAAUUUCACAAGACUGAUGCAAAUAUCCCGCCUCACAACUUGCUUUAUUAUUACCAUUUAAAUAUAGGAUGUAGCUAGUAAGUAAAUGCAGUUAGAGUAAGUUGAUUACUAUUUGAGCAUAUUUAAACAAUAAUUGCAGCAUCAACUGCAGGAGUUGAUCUGUUUGUUUGUCCACAUGAAGUAUAUAUCAGUAUAGUUGCUGAUGUUAAAGCACUAUACUGAAAGAAAACAUUUUAUGUGAAUUGCAUAUUAAUUCCUGCAACUGCUGUUUUGAUUACUAAAUGAUGCUCAAAUGGUUGCCCACCUUUUAUUUUGUAACAUAAUAUAGUAGAAAAAUAAGUUUCCACAAAUCAGCUUUAUUUAAUAGCAGACAAACCAGACCAGACUUUGAUUAUUGUACUUUUUAAAAUGACAGAUAACAUAAUUUAUUAUUUGAAUGUAACAAUGCCUUGACUGAUUUAGAAUAAUAACUAUUAGCAUGCAGUAUUACAUUAAACUUUUUUUUAUUUUUCUAUUUUGUAAAAUAUUAAGAGCUAUAUUUUUAUUAUAAUUUUUAGGAGCCAUAAUAACAAACAUGACAUAACAUUGCAUAUGGAGCAGCGUUUUUUCACACUUUGACAUUUGAAAAGUGCUGUCAUUUAAAGUGUUUCAAAACACUACUUUCACUAUCCCAACGUUAUGACAUGUUUUUUAAUAAGGCACUAAGUGUAUAACUUAAAUGUCGAGUUGGUCAGUGGGGACACACCUGAGCAAAUUCUAUUUUUCCAGUGCUCUAUUGUACAUUUUGCUCCAAAGACAUCUAAAAAUGUAGUUUCAUAUGGAUAUUGUUAGGAGUGUAAUCUGAAUAUUUUCUAAAGACAACUAUAUUAUAAUGAUACUUUUUUUGUAAUGUUAGAUCUAGGCAAACUUUGUAAAGUGCAAUGACCUUGGCUAAGCCGUAAACAUGUUGUAGUAUAUGGAAAGAUUUUGUUGGAUAUCAAAGUAAAGCAAAAUAUUUAUUCUUGAGGUGUUAUACACUAAAAACGAUUUCUUAAAUCUAUAGGGUAAAGUUUUGGACUCAUUACACCUAUGUAAAUGCAAAAGAAUACAAUUACAUUUUAUUGUUUAGUUAGUAAUACUUAAUUGUAACUUGGUAGAUUCUGUUUAUAAUUCUUAUAAAGUAGCUGAGAGGCAGCCCUCAUAUAAGGCCAAUGCGUCAGCAUUUAACAUUAACAUCAAAUUGUAUUUACCCUAAUAUAUAAAUAUACUUAGCCUUAUUUUUGUUGCAACAAGUUACAAUUGAGUGGGUGCUAAUUGAAAAAUGGAACUAACUGCAAGUAGGACUUGCACAUGUAGGGUUCUGUACCAAGGUACAAUAUGAAGUAUAUAUGAGUAUCAACAUUAUUAUGAUCAAACAAAAAGGAUCAAAAAUUUUAUACUGAGGCUUAAAUUUUCAAUUUUAUUUUACUUUAACAUUUGUUGUCGUAACAGUAGUAGAAGUACUCUGAAAAUUUCAAGUCUGUAAUGUAUAAUAAUUUGAUAUAUAGUUUGAUUAUAGGCUUUUCAAUAUAGUUAUCAACUCUUGGGCUACAGAACCCCAAAAAGGUGCAAUAUUUGAUGGUGUAAUUGGUCUUUAAUAUUACAAAUUUUGUACUAAAUGUCUCAGAACUUAGUAAAAGCAGGCGUUACUUUGCAGAAGUCUGUGACAUACAAAUCAAACUUUGAUAAUAAUCCACGAAGAAUAGUGCAAGCAGAAAGUUGGGUUACUAUUAUAAUGGAAACGAUUCAUGUGUUUCUUUCCUUCAUACAUCAGAAUCAGAAGACAUGUGCACUAUACUAAGCAGUUCCUUUUACACCACACCGUUAUUUAAGGUGGAAUACAGAGUUCACAACUAAGCUUUAAUUGGGAAACUAUAUCCUUAAAUAUGAGCUAGCACAUUUCGUCCAUUGAUGCUUCGAUACUAAAACAUCAUAACAAUAUUGACUUAAUGUUUUAAAAAAACUCUAGAUCCGCUGCAUUUAUGUAUUGUAAGCGCCUCUAGCGUUUUUUUUUUGUGAAAUAAAAACGGUUGCACUAAAAAUAGAUUAAAAACGAACUUAAAGCUGGGUUAUUAAAAGUGGAUUUUAGUAUAUAAGCGUCAAAUUCGAGGUGUAGAAGGAACUCCGGCCAUACUUAUAAGUUAUGAUUCAGUUUUCAAGCAGAUUAAUGUUAAGUAUUUUAGUUAUAUAUAUAAUUAAUGAUUAUUCUGCGCAUGAUUCUUUUGAACUGCCUUAUGUUGAAGACGAUUUUUCGUUCGUUAAUUCAACCAUUACACAAAACUUUAACUAAACUUGAUGUGAGUAUAAAUUCUUUUAACGCUUCUGUUGAAAAUAUUAUCAAAUCCGGUCGAUGAGAGAAUUCGUUCCUGACCUUUGUCAGUUUGUCAUAUAAAACAAUAAUAAACAGUUGACAUCAUAAUUUAUUAUUGUAACAUCGCACUCUGACUUUU
Molecule: messenger RNA, 3791 nt
Organism: Pararge aegeria (speckled wood butterfly)
Lineage: Eukaryota; Metazoa; Arthropoda; Insecta; Lepidoptera; Nymphalidae
Product: zinc finger protein 467-like
Exons: 2
Coding region: 66-1211 (381 amino acids)
Cellular component (GO): nucleus
Source: RefSeq, a predicted model, not a curated record